GUACUGCAUACUGGAUGUUGAACGUAUCGUUGCUUAGAGGGGCGAUAUAAGUGUGUACAGUGAUCAUGAUAGCAUAAUCGAUGACGGGAGAUUGUCUCUGUCCGUUCCGACGGCUUAUAGGGCAAAAGGGAUCCAAAAUGCAGCCCUUUCAUCUAAUGGUGACUCUGACCCCAACCAGGCUCUACACCCUUUUACUUUCCCUUCAUCUAGUGGGGGCUCUGACUCUGCUCUUCCUGGCCUCCCUCACUGUACAGUAUACUUAUCACAUUGUCUCUGAGCUUUUCCAUGCUUACAGGAUUGUUCCUCAUUUCAAAUGGUUCCCCUCUGCCUCUGUGAUUACUUACUUAUUGUGCUUGUUUCUCUCCCAUAUUUUAUCAACAUCAAAAAAGGAAACAGAGGAUCAACAUUACAAGUUGUACAUCAUGAGUCUUCUAAUUAUACCCCACCUUUUGUAUUAUUGGUAUUAUACACAGUUCAACAUAGACCAUGUUCAUGAUAUCAUUUCAUGACAGCCUCCACAAACCAUAUCCUGACACAAUGUAAGUGAAG
Lentinula edodes (shiitake mushroom) is the source of this 549-nucleotide messenger RNA. RefSeq lists its product as uncharacterized. The record is from RefSeq and is a predicted model, not a curated record. The coding region runs from base 81 to 509 and encodes 142 amino acids. Lineage: Eukaryota; Fungi; Basidiomycota; Agaricomycetes; Agaricales; Omphalotaceae. The transcript has 3 exons.